Molecule: messenger RNA, 1666 nt
Organism: Nematostella vectensis (starlet sea anemone)
Lineage: Eukaryota; Metazoa; Cnidaria; Anthozoa; Actiniaria; Edwardsiidae
Exons: 1
Coding region: 32-1327 (431 amino acids)
Biological process (GO): DNA replication
Molecular function (GO): DNA binding; nucleotide binding; DNA-directed DNA polymerase activity
Source: RefSeq, a predicted model, not a curated record
UGAUACUGUCAAUCCUGUAAACAAUACAACUAUGGCUGACCUUAGAGAGGAUACAUUGUGUAGGAUAGAGAGGUUUAGGAAGCAUGGUUACGAAGUUGUCCUCAAGUGGGAGUGUGAGUUCAAAGAUGACCUAGAUGAGAGUGUUGAGAUGAGAGAAUAUGUUGAUGGUUUGGCGUUUGAUACACCUAUAGAUCCUAGAGAUAGUUUCUUCGGGGGUCGUACUAAUAGCACGUGUCUUUUCAAGGAAGUAGAGGAUGGGGAAAGGAUAGACUAUGUCGACUUUACAAGUUUAUAUCCGAGCGUGAACAAGGGGGGUGAAUAUCCGAUUGCUCAUCCUUCCAUAUAUUCCGCAGAGGCUCUUAAGGGUAAGACUUCACCAGCGGAAUUUUUCCGAAUUAUUAAGUGUUAUUUUUUACCCCCUAGAUCCUUGUUCCAUCCCGUUCUCCCCUAUCGUGCCCAGGGUAAGCUUAUGUUUCCUUUAUGCCGUACCUGCGCAGAGACUCUUCAACAGUCUCCUUCCAAUCAUAGUAAUGCUGAGCGUAUGCUAUCCGGGACAUGGUGCUCUAUAGAAUUAGAAAAAGCAUGUCAACUAGGCUAUGCUAUAAAGAGAAUGAGUGAGGUGUGGCAUUUUGAGCAGCGAUCAUCGGAAUUAUUUACAUGUUACUUUGAUACUUUUCUGAAGUUAAAACAACAGGCGAGCGGUUGGCCUGUUUGGUGUGAGACAGAAAGUGAUAAGGACCAGUAUAUAAGGGACUACGAGGAAAAGGAGGGGAUUAAGUUAGAAUGGGGCGAAAUUAAGAAGAAUCCUGGGCUUCGUUCUUUGGCGAAAUUAAUGCUGAAUUCCUUUUGGGGAAAAUUUGGUCAAAGAAAUAAGUUAACGAAAGUAGAGUUAGUGACUGAAAGCAAGCGUUUCUUUAAACUACUAGGAUGUAGGUCAAAUGUCGUGAAAAACGUGCAAAUGGUCAACGAAGAGAGUUUAGAGGUGUAUUAUGCACAUGGGGAGGAAUUCAUAGAAUCAGCGAAGAAUACCAAUGUCGUGAUCGCUAGCUUUACAACAGCAAUCGCUAGACUAAAGCUAUAUUCUGUUCUAGAGUCUCUCCAGGAGAGAGUUUUGUACUUUGAUACGGACAGUAUCAUCUAUAGUAGCAAACCCGGGGAUUGGCAUCCUCCUAGAGGAGAUUAUCUUGGGGAUCUAACCAACGACUUAGAUGAGGGGGAAUACAUAACGAUCUUCGUUUCUGGGGGUCCGAAGAAUUACGGUUAUAAUGGAAGACCGUUUGCAAAGUGCGAGGGUUUACCCUUAACUAUAGGGGAUCGCAACAACUGAAUUUCCAGACCAUUUGUAACGAGGUGUGUAAUCCUAACGGUGAACCCAUCUAUUUAUAUAAUCCUUAUUUCAUUAAGCGGGAUGGGAAAACUAAGACGAUAAGCACUGUGAGCUUGCGCAAACGCUAUCGUUUAGUUUAUGAUAAGAGGGUGGUACAUGGGUAUGUAACAUUUCCUUACGGAUAUCAAAUGUAAGAAGGGUAGAUUUUCAUUGUACAGACUCUUAAUACUCAUGUAUAGUGUAAACAGGAAGACUAUUGUAUAUAGUUAUAUAAUAAGAAUAUUAAUUGUAUCCAUAGUUUUAUGAUAAUUUUGUAAAUAAAAUCCUUAUAAACCAAAA